This is a messenger RNA of Canariomyces notabilis, 366 nucleotides long. RefSeq lists its product as uncharacterized. The transcript has a single exon. The record is from RefSeq and is a predicted model, not a curated record. NCBI's taxonomy places the organism in Eukaryota, Fungi, Ascomycota, Sordariomycetes, Sordariales, Chaetomiaceae. Bases 1 to 366 code for a protein of 121 amino acids.
AUGCUGUCCCACCCCCAGAUUAAGGAGCAGCUGUCGAACCGCGACAAUAUCAUAAGGCCUCAGUCUUCGUUCGCUCACGAUCCUUAUAUCGCCUGCUUGAUGGAUAUCCACAAUAACGGCGGGUUUGUCAACAACAUCCUAUUUGAAAGCCGCAGUGAUGGGUGGGCCCCCGAGCUCAAGGGGCUUCUGUCUCUUGGUUCCAUCCGUCCGAACGAGCUCAAGAGGAAGCGCGACAGCCGCGUUGCGGACAUGCACAGCGGAGGGAUAAAGUGUCCAAAACAUGGUUACAGAUCCGCCGAAGAAAGGACACUCAGAGCUCAGCGGAUGAUGCAGCGGUUUGACCAGGAUGGGCAACAGGGUGAUUGA